CUAAACCCUUGUCCAUUUCCCUCCCAAAACCCUAACCCCCAAAUCCGAGCCACCUCUCCUCCCAUGGCGCGCUCGAGCUCCGUCACCGAGGCCGAGGUCGGCAUCACCUGCUUCACCUCCUCCUCCCUCCCCGGCUUCCGCGGCGUCCUCAAGCACCGCUACUCCGACUUCAUCGUCCACGAGGUCGCCCGCGACGGCUCCGUCGUCCGCCUCACCUCCCUCGAUCUCCCCGACGAGUGCGUGGAGCCGAAGGAGGAGAAGGCGGCGCCGUCGGCCGACGCGGACCACUCGCAGGCUCUCGAGAAGUUCAGUGGGCUCUGCGGCGACGCGGACUGCAGUGCGGUUAGAGGGCUUAUCGAGAAGGCUGCGGCCGGCGGCGAGGCUGAUUUCCCGCCGGUUAUCCUCUCGCCUGACGCCGACAAAGCUCAUCGAUCGGAGGUGCAUGGCUUCUUCAAGAAUAACUUCAAGUUCUUGGUCACGGACACGGUGGAACACAGCGACGGGGUACAGAAAUGCAUCAGGGUUCGUGUGGGAUCUGAAGCUGGAGGAGGGCGAGGUCGUGGCGGUGGUGGUGGCGGGAGGGGCCGUGGUGGGAGGGGUGGUGGCGGGAGAGGAAGGAAGAGGAAGGACAUGAAUGGCUCUGAUUGGGGGCCAUAUGACAGUAGAGGGUCGUCUAAUUGGCCAGCCCAUAUUGGGAAGUUCAUGAGGUUUUACCUUUGCAAAGAAAACAAGGACACACAAGAUGCACUGGGUGUAAUAGGAAAAAUGUUAGGACUCCAGUCACGCGCAUUUGGGUUUUCAGGAACAAAGGAUAAACGUGCUGUUACCACGCAACAGGUCACUGUUUUCAAGGUACCAGCUAAUAAAUUAGCUGCACUGAAUAAGCGACUGUAUGGCAUUAAAGUUGGAAACUUCUGUUAUGUGAAGGAGGGACUUGGUCUAGGUCAACUCAUGGGAAAUCGAUUUACAAUUACUCUGAGAGGCGUUGUUGCAGAAUCUGAAGACGUGAUAAAGGCUGCUGUGGAUGGUUUAGGAAAGAAUGGAUUUAUCAACUACUAUGGUUUGCAGCGCUUUGGAAGUGGUUCAGUACCAACACACCUCAUUGGAGCUGCUUUGCUUAGAGGAGAAUGGAAAACUGCUGUGAACUUGGUUCUUGAUCCAAGGGAAGGAGAGCGUGAUGACAUAAAGGAGGUGCGUGAACAUUACAAGCAACAUGGUGAUAUUGAUAUGGCACUGAGGAACUUCCCUCGCCAUCUUGUAGCUGAGAGGUCUAUUCUUCUAUGUUUGAGGAAAUCCCCUGAUAACUACCUACAAGCAUUAAAGGGUAUACCAAGAACGUUAAGAAUGAUGUAUGUACAUUCUUACCAAAGUUACCUUUGGAAUCAUGCUGCCAGCAUGAGAGUUGAGAAGUAUGGCAUUUCACAGGUUAUAGAAGGUGAUUUAAUUUAUAGCAAAGAAAGCCGUCCAGAAGAAGCAACUUCCGUGGGUACCUCAGAAGCUGAUGAUGGCCAUACAAAUUCGUCUGACCUUGAUAUUUCUUCUGAAAUACUUCCAGAAGAAAAUAUCCAAUCCGUGAAGAUAGUCGAUUCUGAAGAUUUAUUGAAAGGGAUUUACUCGUUUGAAGAUGUUGUCCUUCCUUUACCUGGUUCACAAGCAUUGUUCCCUGGGAAUGAAGUUGCUGAGAUUUACCAUGAAAUAGCUAAAAAGGAUGGCAUUAGCUUGACAGAAAGUGCUCAUGGUGUGAAGGAGUUUUCCAUUACAAACAUGAAAGGAGGUUACCGUCGGGUGUUCCAGAGGCCUAUUGAUUUUGAGUGGGAACUGAUGACAUACACGGACGACAGUGCAUCCUUAGCAGAAACUGAUCUGGAUCUUUUGUCCAAAGACAAGCUUACAGAUGCAAAGGUAGCUGCAAAUGAGCCCACAUCUACUGGAAAUUCUGUCUCCAAGACAGCUGAUUGCAAGUUGGAAGGGCCAUUGCAGACCUCCACGCCAACUAGUGAAACUAGCGUAGUAGAAAACAAGUCGAUUGGCAGCUCAGAUACAUUGCCAAGCAAACUGGCUGUGAAAUUAACAUUUACUUUACCUGCAUCAACCUAUGCUACGAUGGCAAUCAGGGAACUGCUUAAGAACUCAACCUCGGUCUCGUACCAGAAAACACUCCAUUGCUAAGUUUUCUCUAUGGGAAUUGAUCUGUGAUCUCGAGGACGUGAUAUGGUUAAGCUACAUGAGUAGUGAGAGCUUCAGUUGGAUCCAAGAAUCAACGAAUGAGCAACCCAGUGAUGCUCACGCAAACAAUACGAGUGUUCGAAACUAUGUACUGAGCGCAAAACUUGCGGUUCUUAUGUUGUACUAGAAUGGGGCAUGUCAUAAUAAAGAUUGUAUGACUUUUGUAACAAAAUCAGGGUAUGAAAGCUGCCUGGGGUAUCGAGACAAAGCUGAGAUUUUGCUGGAUGGCA
This is a messenger RNA of Lolium perenne, 2456 nucleotides long. Lineage: Eukaryota; Viridiplantae; Streptophyta; Magnoliopsida; Poales; Poaceae. The record is from RefSeq and is a predicted model, not a curated record.